AUGGCGCGGGCGCGGGCGGCGGGCUCGCGGGGCUGGCCCGGGUGGUGCGGGCGGGGCGCGCUGCUGGUCUGCGUCGCGUGGACCGCGGGUUGGGUGCUGGCGGCCGCGCUGCUGCUCCGCGCGCACCCGGGCGUCCUCUCCGAGCGCUGCACCGACGAGAAGAGCCGGCGCAUCCUGGCCGCGCUGUGCCAGGACUACCGGGGCGGCGCGCUCGGCGGAGACCUGUGCGAGGACCUGUGCGUGGCGGGGCAGCUACGGUACCGGCGCUGCCUGUACUACGAGCGGGGCAAGAAGGUGCUGCAGGCUGACUGGCGCGGCCGGCCCGUGGUCCUCAAGUCCAAGGAGGAAGCCUUCUCCAGCUUCCCGCCGUUCGGCCUCCUGGAAGGCCAGCCCGAGGCCGGCGGCCAAGGCUUCCCGGAGGCAGAGCUCCUCCUGCUGGCGGCCGGGGAGGUCAAGAGCGCGCUGGGCCUGGAGCUGGCCGAGGGCGGCCUGGGGCGGCUGGGCCUGGGGCGGCGGGGGCCCCGGCUGCGGGGUCAGCUGGCCAGCCUGUGGGCGCUGCUGCAGCAGGAGGAGUUCGUCCUGCUCAGCCUGCUGCGGGGCCGCAGCCCGCACGCGCCGCCCGUGCUGGGCUCCUGCGGCCACUUCUACGCCGUGGAGCACCUGGCCGCGGGCAGCCCCCGCCUCCGGGCCCUCUUCCCCCUGGAAGGCGCGGCCCGCGGCGGCCGGGCCCAGGCGCGCGCGCUCAGCGGCGUGGCGCUCAGCUUCCUGGACAUGGUCCGCCACUUCGAGCACGACUUCUCGCACCGCCUGCACCUCUGCGACGUCAAGCCCGAGAACUUUGCCAUCAGGAGCGACUUCACGGUGGUGGCUAUUGACGUGGACAUGGCCUUUUUUGAACCUAAAAUGAGGGAAAUUCUUGAGCAGAACUGCACGGGAGAUGAAGACUGCAAUUUCUUUGACUGUUUUUCAAAGUGUGAUUUGCGAGUGCACAGGUGUGGAGCCCAGAGAACCAACAGCAACCUGCAGGUCGUCUGCGACAAGAUCCUCCGCCACUGGUUCUCCUCGCCCCGCGGCAGCCCCGCCGUCUCGGCCCCGCUGCGGCGGCAGCUGCGGGCGGCGGUGCUCGAGUGCGCGGCCCCGAGGGCCCAGGGCGCGGCUCCCCGCGUGCUCGCGAAGCUGCGGCGCCUCCUCCAGGCCGCGCUGCGGGAGCUGCAGGAGGACGAGUAGCCGCGGCCCCCGCGGGGUGAGGGAGCGCGUCCGCAGCGCGGACAAGGGCCUCGGGGACGCUUACUGUGUGCGGAGGGGGCCGCCCGGCGCUGUUCGUCCCUCAGCUGCCUCCUCCCUCUGCUCUGCUUUGAGGAACCCUCCGGGCCUCGCCCGUCACCCCUUCGAAGUGACACAAGGGAGGGGGUCCCGGCGCCGGGUUCUCGGAAGGAGGCUCCGCUGUGCUGGAGCAAGAGCCCUGCCGGCGCCCUGCAGACGUCACCACGUCACAGAGCGCACCUGCGUGCGCGCACACGCGCAUGCGCGAGGGUGAAUGCGCACGUGGCCGUGAAAGUUGCGCAGGUGUGUGGACGUGUGUGCACGCGUGUGUGAGCGGGUGAGGGUGUGGGCCCUGUGCGCCUCCGGGCGGGGAAGGUGCCUUCUCUGGCGUAGCCACUGGCACCGCGGGCCUCGCUAGCAGAGAAGAGUCAUCUUGCUUUUGGAAAUGAAAACAAUAAAAAACCCGUCUCAUCUCUGGGAACUGUAGUUUGUACUGGCAAGGGUGUGAAAGCACAGUUUACAGUGUUUUUCAUUCUGAGGAAUGAAUGGAUUUUACGGAUUGUAACAUCGCUUUUAGGGAGCACUUCAUCUCUUAUCACAGUACAUCCUCCCUGGGAGCAGGGGUUGCAGGCUUGGUGAAUUCAAGGCAGAGCCAGGGCCAGGUGGCCUGUGCUCAGUGCCUGUCUGUGGCCCAGCGCCUCUCUGCCGCUCCAGUGAAGACCAGGCCGCAGGCCCCGUGUCACCUGUUGGCAGAAUUGGUUCCAGGGCGUUCCCGAUGCUGCGGCUCUGCUGCAAGAGAGCAAACGGGAGGAAACCGCAUGCUGGUCACUCCCCGGGUCGGGCACGUGGAGCCGGCCAGAGGUCUGUCCACCUUGGGGGGGACACAGCCCUAGUCCACAUCUGGGGAGGGUGAGAGCUCAGCAAACCACCACAGGCCACCCUCAAGGUAAACCCAGAAAGACGCCAAGAGAGGAUUAGGGAUUCUGUUGAUGGUUUACAAACAGGAGAAGACAAAUUCAUCUGAAGUUUUAAAAUAUCACAAAUUGACAAAUUCCAAGUAUUUCUUUUUUCCUUGCCCAAACCCCUUCUGAUGCAGACAAAGAGCAAUUGCCUAUGUAUGCUGGUUCAGCUGCACUUCCACUCACCCUGCAGAAGGACGUGUUGGGGGGUGUAGUCUAAGGCCCCCCAGUUCUAACUCUGUGACUCCCCACACUCUGGUUGGAAGGACCUCCCCCAUCGCCACUGGCAUUUUCCACAUGACUGAAUUUCAUCAAUGGCCUCCUCUAAUCAAAUAUAUGAAUGACCCACUCUGCCUAGCAGGCAGUAAAAAUCCACGUCUGUCACUUUUGUGGCAGAAGUAAACUAAAACUAAAGUUUGAGCACAGGCCCUGGAUUAGCAGAUUCUAAAAGAAAAAGAGAAUUGGCUGCGGAACAGAGGCUUGUUGCACCCGAGCUGUGCUAUUCGAAGUUGUGUCUGCAGUGGGGAGGGUCUUAACGAGCCUCUGGGCCCUCGGGGCAGGUUCUCUUUCUGAGCCAAAGGUUCCCACGAAGACAGUGAGAAAUAGACGGCCAGGGAGGGAGGCGCAGGGGCUUUGCGGUCUGUGCCCUCAAAACAGUCGUCUUUUGCAUUGUGAGGGCACAUGGGUCUCCUGUGGUUGCCCUGGGGUUACAGCCCUUCCUUGGCCUUUGAGCUAACCGCCCAGGCAGCGGAGGGAAAAGGUUCCUUUUCACUUCAACCAGAAUGGAAACAAAUGUUUCUGUUUGUCAUGGAGGCUGUGCAAUAUGUAAUUACCCAACACAAUAGUGUUUUUAUUAUUGAAAAUUGCAGUUUAUUCCUUCCCCUGCGUCUGACCACCCAUCUCACACACAAACACACACAGACACACACCACGCCCCUUUCCCAUCCCGCCUGGAGAAUUCCCUCUGUGGCAGUAUCUCUUAGACUGUGGUGAAGUUCAGUUUUUGUUUUUUGUUUUUUGUUUCAAUUUUCAAACCCUUGCAAAAUAAUACUUUUAUAUAAUACAAUAAACAAACACUGUAUCUGUAUUUAA
Messenger RNA from Delphinapterus leucas (beluga whale), 3314 nucleotides. RefSeq names its product divergent protein kinase domain 1C (gene DIPK1C). NCBI's taxonomy places the organism in Eukaryota, Metazoa, Chordata, Mammalia, Artiodactyla, Monodontidae. The record is from RefSeq and is a predicted model, not a curated record.